AUGUUAAAAUCAAAAGUGAUUCAUCUUUCUAGUCCAUUACCUUCGUUACAUGAUGGUUCCUUAUCGAAUUCGUCUCGAUAUAAUAAAUCAUCAAAACAAUGUUGUCGAACUCGAACUCCAUCAUUAGACUCAAUAGACAAUGAUAAAUAUGAACAACAAAACGACAAAAAUAAUGAACAAGUUAAACUACAUUUUAAACAAACUUUAAAUAUGCCUUCAAUUCUAACAAGAUUAGCUAUACCACAACGUACUGUUUCUCUCUAUAUGCCACCAGCUAAACUUUAUCUUUUACAAGGUUUACUGACUGAUAAAUUAACAGUAGAAUAUCAACGUUUAUCAUGGGAUGCUUUAAAAAAGUCGAUUAAUGGUCAAAUUAAUAAAGUGAACACAUUGAACUUGUCAAUAAUUAUCCAUCAAUUAUUUAAACAUAAUAUUGUUCGUGGUCGUCGUAUCCUUGCUCGUAUUAUUAUUCAAGCACAAAUAGCAUCACCAUUUUAUACACCUGUAUAUGCAACAUUGAUUUCUGUUAUUAGUACAAAAUUUCCACAAAUUGGUGAAUUAAUUCUUAAACGUCUUAUAUCAUCAUUUCGUCAAACAUAUCAACGAAAUGACAAAUGUAAAUGUUUAGCAACAACAAAAUUUAUUCCACAUUUUAUUAAUCAAAAUGUUUUACAUGAAAUAGUUGCAUUACAAAUGCUUGUACUUUUACUUGAAAAUCCAACUAAUGAUAGUGUUGAAUUAGCUAUUCUAUUUUUAAAAGAAUGUGGACAAAAAUUAUUACAAGUUAGUUCACGUGGAUUAGAUUCAAUAUUUUCAACAUUAAGAAAUUUACUUCAUGAAUCAUCAUUAAAUAAACGUAUACAAUAUAUGAUUGAAGUUCUAUUUGCUGUACGAAAAGAUCAAUUUAAAACAAAUCCAACUAUACAAUCUGGUCUUUAUUUAAUUAAUGAAAAUAAUCAAUAUAUACAUAUACUUACAUUAGAUGAUCCAUAUGUAUUUAAAUAUGAUGAACAAUAUGAAGAAAAUGAAGCAAAAUAUAAAGAAAUUCGAAAAAUAAUUCUAGAUGAAAUUAGUGAUGAUGAAAAUGAAUCAAGUUUUUAUUCAACUGAUAGUGAUGAAGUUGAUGAUUUAGGAAAAAAAGAACAACAACAAACAAUUAUUGAUCGAACAGAAACAAAUUUACUAACACUUCAUCGUACAAUAUAUUUAACAAUUCAAUCAAGUAUUGAUGUUGAUGAAUGUGCACAUGAAUUACUUAAAAUAAAUAUACGUCCAGGACAAGAAAUUGAAUUAUGUCAAAUGAUUGUUGACAGUUGUGCACAACAACGAACAUAUGAACGUUUUUUUUGGUUUACUUGGUCAAUGUUUUUGUUUAUUCAAAAAAAAAAUGUUGCAAAAUUUUUUGCACAUUUACUUGUUACUAAUGCAAUAUCACGAAAUGUACUUCAUUGUAUUCGUUUAACUGAACAAGAUACAACAUCAUCAUCACGUGUUUAUAUAAAAAAAUUAUUUUUGGAAUUAAUUGAAUUUCUUGGUUUAAGUCAACUUAAUAAACGUUUAACUGAUUCGUAAGUAAUUGAAAAAUAAAACGAUUAAUUCCUAUUGUUUUCUUUGUUUUAUAUUGUAGAACAUUGGUAGAAUAUUUUCAAAAUCUUCUUCCUUCUGAUAAUCCAAAAAAUAGUUGAUUUUCAGUCAAUUUUUUUACAUCAAUAGGUCUUGGUGGAUUAACGUAAGUAUUGGAUUUACUUAGAGCAUUCCAAAAGUAGUGACAAUGAUACUUUAAUACUGUAUAGUAAGCUUGAAGAAAUUUUCUUUUUUUAUGUGGUGAUAGAGAAAACAAUGCUCUAUUUUUCUGUGCUAUUUGAUCACUUCAACCAGGGAUGCCACCUCAUGAAGUCGAAAAAGCGGAAAGUUGACUCAGAAAAGCGGAAAAUUGCGAAAAAAAAACAGAAAAAGCGGAAACUUAUCUCGUUGCGGAUUUUUAGCAUUUAUGACGAUUUUCAACGUUUUUCAUGUCUAUAGCAUUCUGUUUUUAUUUUAACAAAAUUGCAAAACAUAAAAAAAGAAAAUUUCUUCAAG
Rotaria sp. Silwood2 is the source of this 2079-nucleotide messenger RNA. NCBI's taxonomy places the organism in Eukaryota, Metazoa, Rotifera, Eurotatoria, Philodinida, Philodinidae. The record is from the annotation of a GenBank genome assembly.